This is a messenger RNA of Sclerotinia sclerotiorum 1980 UF-70, 3711 nucleotides long. RefSeq lists its product as hypothetical. The transcript is spliced from 3 exons. Bases 1 to 3711 code for a protein of 1236 amino acids. Gene Ontology annotation, molecular function: ubiquitin-protein transferase activity. NCBI's taxonomy places the organism in Eukaryota, Fungi, Ascomycota, Leotiomycetes, Helotiales, Sclerotiniaceae. The record is from RefSeq and is a predicted model, not a curated record.
AUGGCACCUUGGUCUAGUCGCCUACUGAAUUCCAGCUCGCGCGUAGAAUCUGGUUCGAGCGUUGCUACCGUCGCUUCAGUGCCAGAAUCGCCAAACAAAAAUCGGGGGAGAGCUAGGGUUACGGAGGCAGAUAUCUUGGAUAAUGCUUAUGGUAUUCCGACUUUAAAUACGGCUGCUCAGCAUGGUCGACCAGGCCCCUCGAGUUCUAAUUCCUCGACUUCGUCGAAACCGACGUCGAGCCAUGGGAGAUCUAUGAGCCAUCCUUUUCCAUCGUUGUUCAGUAGUAAGAAGAAGGCGACUGCGCCGGCGCCGCCUGAUGUUGGAUUUUUUGAUGAUGACGAUAUAUCACCAGAAAAUAAUACGGGGGCUAGGUCUUCGAGGGUGCCAGAUAAGGAUUUCUUGAUGGGAAAGUGUAUGACUUGCAAUGCGAGCGUGAGUUGGCCGAAAGGAGUUCAGACAUUUAGAUGCAAAGUUUGUACGACAGUGAACGAUCUUCAGCCAUACACACCGGCCCCAAUUGAUGGGCGCAAAACGUCUGGCUCUGGUAAAUCUACUACUUAUCCCGGGUUGAACAAACCUCAAGUUUCUAGAGUUGCGCCAUUGUCUGUUGAAAAAACUCGGAGACUUGCUGAAAGAUGUGUAACUACCUACUUGAUCAAUCGACUAAAGCAUGACGAAGCCGAUACCUCGAAUACGUUGUCAAGUUCGCCAAGAUCACCUACAUUUGGAACAACGGAAUUCCCCCAAGAAUAUGAGUACCCCAGGCAUUUCACAAAUCAAACUGGUUCACAAGCAGUUCCAAUCAGACCUCCUCCCCCAGGCUACGGAAACGGAUCCGGGGACCGCCCUAGCAUGGAAAGUGACAAACGGCCAGGCUCACGCUCAAUUCCAUACUCAACUUCAUCCCCGGGAAGCUUUCUUGGUUCGCAUAUGGAAAAACGUGGUCGAAUGGGCUCUGGUACCUACACUAAACCAUUGGCUAUUCAACCACCAAGUAGAAGUCCUCCAGACCCUCCAGGCAAAUUUGACGAAAUUAUGCACGGAAGACAAGAUAAUGUGGCCAAAAAUCUCUUCAGGCCUUUGGAAGAAUAUAUUAUAGCAUCAUUUAGCCAAUUUGAUUGUAUCAAUACUUCAUUCAGUACUACUCGUCAAAAUCCCAAUCCCAGGGCAGGAAGUCAGAGCAAUUUAAAGAAUUUUAUGGCCACUAUCCCGGACGAGAACGAUCCACAAUCAGAAACUUCUUUGGAAGAACUCGAUCCCAGAAUGUUAAUGCUGGGAGAUAUAGCAGAGAAUGGUUCUUGGUGGACCGGAAAUCAGAAAGAAAUACCCGAGAAGAGCCGUUCUCAGAGGUCUGGAGACUCAAUACGUACGAAUCCUCACUGUGAUCUAACUACAGUUAAAUCGCCGCGUAUCGACUGGCCUGACCUCAAUGAAUGGUAUCACGUCGUGUCGAAUCCCGGAAGAAUUUGGCAUCGCAAACUGGAGGAAUUGAUAUCACGUCGAUCCAGCCCAGUCGUGCAAGCACCCGCUGCUGCAGAGCUUGCCGAGAUUGAGGAAACAAUCACCGAGGCCCAAUCACAUCUUCAAAGGACGGUAUUGAAAGCUACGGAGGGACUAUUGAAACGUCCGGGACGUCCUCUGAAAGAACCUGAUGAUCUUCGAUUUCUUUUAAUUAUCCUAGCCAAUCCCCUUCUGUACCCGGGAAAUGGUACGCCUUCGAGAAAUGCAGGAUCAAGAGUGCUAUCGAAUGAGCAGAGGCCUGAAGCUAAUGAACUCAAUGUCCCCAAAACUAGAGGACAGCCGCCUUCUUCUAGGCCACCGCUGAAUGCAGCAAAAGGUGCCUCUGGUCAACAUUCGGGGAUCAUCAAACGCAUUGUGGGAUUACUUUCAAAUACUCCGAAUGAAUGUCAUCAUCAUAUAGUUUCAUGGUUCGCUAGGUAUCCGGAAGGUCACUUUCAGCGAACCACAGAAUUGGUUGGCAGCUUUGUCACUUACAGGCUUACCAGGCAGCAUGGGAAGCCUCGCGAGGUUGACAAACCUGAUCUUACUUCUGGCUUGGUUCCCCAGAUUAGUACCAGUGGAUCCCAUAAUAAUGUAGCAGCUUUUCAUGCAGCCCUUCAAGCUGGACAAAGUACCAAUAAGAAAAAGGACACGAAGCCGAAACCUGUUGUAUACAGUGAUGAUUGGCAGAUCAGGGCAGCUGCUAGGGUGAUGGCACUUCUCUUCUCGGCUAAUAAUAGUGGGUUACACAAGAAAGGGAAACUACUAAGUAGCGUUCAAUCGCCAAGCGAGUAUUUGUCGAAAAGUACGGAACCUAGUAUGGGAACUCCCAUCAGGGCUCUGGCUGCACAUGGACAGAUGCUGCCGACUAGCCACUUUUACAACACCUUACUUGAUUAUUCUGAUCUGGUUGCUGAUUUUGAAGCUUGGGAAAGUAAGCGUAGCAAAUUCGCUUUUUGUCAGUAUCCAUUCUUUCUUAGCAUUUGGGCAAAGAUCCAGAUCAUGGAGCAUGAUGCUCGUCGUCAAAUGGAAGUGAAGGCGAGAGAAGCAUUCUUUAAUAGUAUCAUGACACGUAAGAAUGUCAAUCAAUAUCUUCUUUUGAAAGUCAGACGAGAGUGCUUGGUAGAAGAUAGCUUAAAGGGGGUUAGUGAGGUUGUGGGAACUGGUGGUGAAGAAAUCAAAAAGGGGUUGAGGAUAGAGUUCAAGGGCGAAGAGGGUAUUGAUGCUGGUGGCUUAAGGAAAGAAUGGUUUCUUCUGCUUGUAAGAGACGUGUUCAACCCUGAUCAUGGCAUGUUCUCGUACGAUGAGGACUCUCAUUUCUGCUACUUCAACCCUAAUAGCUUUGAGACGACCGAUCAGUACUUCCUUGUCGGGGUAGUACUCGGUUUGGCCAUCUAUAAUUCAACAAUUCUCGAUGUGGCGCUACCUCCUUUCGCUUUCCGAAAAUUGCUCGCUGCGGCUCCGGCUGCAGCUCCCGGUGCAACAUCACAUGCGAAACCCUCUAUGACAUAUUCUCUUGAAGAUCUAGCCGAAUUUCGACCAUCUCUAGCGCAUGGUCUGAGGCAACUGCUCGAGUUUGAUGGAGAUGUCGAGACAACGUUCUGUCGGGAUUUUGUAGCAGAUGUCGAUCGAUAUGGACAAACAAUACAGGUGCCCCUUUGCCCUGACGGCGACAAGAAACCUGUGACAAACUCUAACCGAAGAGAAUUUGUAGAUCUUUAUGUCCGGUACCUUUUAGAUAAUGCCGUAGCUCGACAAUUCGAGCCCUUCAAACGUGGAUUCUUUACCGUCUGUGGAGGAAACGCAUUAUCACUCUUCCGGCCCGAAGAAAUUGAACUUUUGAUCAGAGGUUCCGACGAGCCCCUAGAUAUUACUUCUCUCCGCGCAGUGUCCGUGUGUGAAAAUUGGGGCGCACCAAAUGCUGCAGAACGCGAACCAGUGAUCCAGUGGUUUUGGGAAUCCUUCCAGAAAGCAGAUCCAAAGGAUCAAAGAAAACUUUUGAGCUUUAUUACAGGCAGUUCUUGUAUUCCUGCCAUGGGCGCAACGAGUUUGGUUAUUAAGUUGAGUUGUUUGGGAGAUGAUAGCGAAAGGUUCCCCGUGGCGAGGACGUGUUUUAACAUGUUGAGCUUGUGGAGAUAUGCGUCUAGAGAGAAGCUGGAAGGGAGACUUUGGAGAGCGGUACAUGAGAGUGAGGGUUUUGGGCUGAAGUAA